Molecule: messenger RNA, 867 nt
Organism: Lentinula edodes (shiitake mushroom)
Lineage: Eukaryota; Fungi; Basidiomycota; Agaricomycetes; Agaricales; Omphalotaceae
Product: GRIM-19
Exons: 5
Coding region: 241-612 (123 amino acids)
Source: RefSeq, a predicted model, not a curated record
GUACACGAUACACGGUGUACAAUAUAACAUAACGCUACCUGCUUCUCAUCUGUGAAUUGUGUAUUUUACAUUGUAACGGCCAUUGCCAGCGUUGCAGUUUUUGUAUACUCGUUUUCCUGUUCCUUUUCAGCCAAUUUCCGAUAAAUUUGAUCGACCUCGAUCACUCACGUGGUUGUUAUACACAACUUUUUUGUUUUGAACAGUGACCACCACCACUUCAACUUCAAGACUCUGUUGACAAUGGCCGCUCCUUAUAGGCAAGAUAUGCCUCCUCCUGGAGGUUUUGAGGCAGUCAAAUAUAAGAGGAAUCUUCCUUUCCGUGGUCCCGGUGCACUUGCAAUCCUCGGCGGAGUUGCAGCUAUUUCUGCAUUUGGCUUCUAUAGAUACGGCCAGGGAGCCUUGGAAAAGCGAGAGCUUCAGCGUGAAAAAGCAUGGUCUCGUAUUCAUCUAGUUCCACUUCUCAUGGCAGAGGGCGACCGCGAUGCCUAUAGACGUCAACAAGCUGCGCUAGCGAGGGAGAAGGAGAUUAUGAAGGACGUCAAAGGCUGGGAGGCGGGUAAGAGUAUCUACAACAACCCAAAGUAUGCUUCGCCCCAGUUUGUCGUUCUGUAGUAGAAAUUUCUUCUAUUUUACCAAACUUCCAUUACCAUAACGAACAAUGAAAGUCCUACCCCACCACCAAAUGAGCUGUGGACAAUGAAGAUUUGCAAGAGUGAGUUUCCGCGGCUGUUGAGGACCGGAUUUAGGAACAGUGCCGCAAGAACCAUCUGGUUGGGAAGUAGCUGCCUAAAGCGGUAGAAAGGUAUCUGGUGGAAAAUUCAAUUCAUUACUACUCUUGUACCUACCACAUCUGUCAAAAAAGCAUAC